AAAAACAAAGUUAGAGCCAUGAUCACAACCACGCACAAAUGAGACACUGACAGCGACACAGAUGCUGAAUUUGCAUUCCAAAUCACAGAAAGUGCUGAAGAUGGAACGCUGACAGUACUAAUAAGUAAGCAGCCAGUAGUUGAUAGACUCUGGAGCUUCAUGUAAAAUUGUGACUGAGACCACAAUCAAACAGUUGACAUUUUGUUGACAACAGUUGACAGUUGACAAGGCCAGGUAAGAUAGUUUAUUCUUUCAGCUCUAAGAUCCCACUGCAGGUAAAAGGGAUUUUCACAUCUCAAAUCCAAGCGAGCGAAAUCUAAGUAAUUAAAGGAGCACAGAUCUGCCUGCUGGGAAGAGAGACUGCUGUUAGAUCGGGAUUACUUCAUAUUGAUCCUAUUGCACAGGCAAACACAGUCCAAAACGUAGAUGUUGUUCAGCCAGAAGUCAGUGAUACAGCCAGUUUCACAAAUGAGUUACUGGAGAAAUAUAAAGAUUGUUUUCAAGAUUAAGGAAAACUGAUUGAAUAACAACUUACACUUCAUAUUGACACAAAUGUAAAACUUGUAGCCCAGUCUGUGUGCAGAAUACCAUUCAGUGUUUGGAAGCAAGUAAAAGGAAAAGCUCAAACAGCUAGAGGUUAGAGAUGUUAUUGAGACAGUAAACGGACCAACACCAUGGGUGUCACGACUAAUCGCAGUACAUGGUAAGAAAGAGACAAGACUGGAUAUGUGAAGAGCAAAUGAAGCUAUAUUGUGGGAACACCAUGCAAUCCCCAUCAUAGAUGAAAUACUGGAGGACAUGACAGGAGCCACUGUAUUUUCUAAGAUAGAUCUUAAGUGGGGAUAUCAUCAAAUAGACCUGGAACCAGAAUCCAGACUGCUAACCACAUUUGUCACACACACAGGGCUGUGGCAUUAUAAGAGAUUGUUGUUUGGAAUCUCAUCUGCACCUGAGAUUUAUUUAUUGGUUAAGUCUUACAUGGAAUCCCUGGUGUGCAUAAUAUCUGAUGAGAUCAUCGUUUCUGGAGAAACAAUACAACAGCAUGAUGAGAAACUACAAGUCGUGUAAUGGCUGCAAGACAAUCGGCUAACACUAAAUGGAAAAAAGUGUCAAUUUCGGAUGAUGCAACUAGAGUUCAUGGGUCUGUCCAAAAAUGGCAUUGGACCAGCUAAGUCAAAGAUUGAAGCAGUGGGAAAUACACAGCAUCCAACAAAUGCAGCUGAGGUGAGGAGUUUUCUAGGGCUAGUGAACUACUGUGGCAGAUUCAUUCCCAACCUGGCUACAACUGCGGAACCACUGAGGGGCCACUGCUGGCACUGUCAUCUCAGUAGGGGGGCACUUCAAUGUUUGAGCAUCAAAAUAAAAGUGGAAAAUGUGGUUAAUCCUCAUUCUUAAAUAAUUAAUAGAAGGCUUCCAUGAACUAACUGGUGAAGUUUCACUGUAUUCUCUAUGGCACUUGUACUUAAAGUACUGAUGCAACGGACAAUGCUCAUCUUGCAAUUUCAUCGGGGGUGUGGAUAACAGAAAAGUUGCAUGGCCGAGUUGCUGUUUAACCGCCAGAUUCGAACUAAAAUUCCUGAAGUGUGUGUCAGUAAACCACCAGGUUCAGCCGACUGGACAGGAUGCUGCUGUUCGCAUAACAGAUGCCGCAACGAAGGGCGUAUGCAUGCAGACAAACACAAAACACAGUAUGGCAAGACAGGGAAGUAAAGCCCUGCUUAGGCAGAACAAACUGAACAAAUUUUCAACACCAUUUGAACGAGACCCCUACACUGUAGUGGACCAAAAAGGACACUCUGUCAUUCUGGAGAAGAAUGUAAAGAAGACAAUGUGUUCUUUGUGAAGCCUUGGGUUCAGCCUGUGCAAGAGACAGUUGUGCUGAUCUGCAGAGCUGGAGAAACAUGGAAGAGGAGAGUGAUAGCAAUAUGUGCAUCGACACUGACUCAGACUCGGCAGAAAAGAUGGAUGACACCAGGUGUAAAGCUGUAUGGACACAGGAAGAGGAUGAAAAUCUCAAAAUACUGGUCAGCAACUUAGGGAAAGAAGACUGGAAAACCAUUGGCUGUUUUUUUCCUGGGCGGACAGGAAUUGAGUGCAUGAACCGCUGGAAAAAACACCUGGAUCCCGAGUUAUUGAAUGGCAAUUGGACCAAAGAGGAAGAUGAAAAGAUAAAAGAGCUGGUGGGCAAGUACGGCACCAAACAAUGGGCUCUCAUUUCCAAGCACUUGAAAGGGCGGCUGGGGAGAAAAUGUCGUGAGCGCUGGUACAACCACCUUGACCCACAGGUCAGUAAGAAAUACUGGACAGAUGAAGAAGACCUCAUCGUCUUCAAAGCCCAUUCCAUUCUGGGUAACCGCUGGGCUGAGAUUGCCAGGCUGCUUCCUGGAAGGACCGACUACUCUGUGAAGAAUCGCUGGAACUGCUCCCUCAGACAAAAAGCAGAAAUGGGCUUGUUCAGAAGUGAGGCUGACAGCGUUUCCCUGGAUAUUCAGCAAUUUGAUAAAGGAGAGGCGAACUUCAAAUGUGAUGUUGUAUUAGACACGGAACCAGUAACUCCUGGAGUGGUCAGGCUAGACAAAGAGAAGAAACAGGAGUGUCAGAAAUCAAAGCAGAAGAUGAAUGUUCCACCUCCACAGACUUCAGCAUCAGUGAGGGAGUUCUCUCCGAGUCCCUCCUUGCCUCGCAGUUCAAUUUCCAGUCCCAGUUCCAGUUCAGGCACUCUGCCAGCAGCAGUGGACCAGAAAAAAUUAGUUAAUGCAGCACUGAGGAUGAUUGCUGAGGACAUGCUGCCACUCAGUUUUGUUGAAGGUGUGGGCUUCAGAUCCUUCAUGAGUACUAUUAGCCCUGAAUACAACAAGCUCUCCCAGUGUUCCAUUGGCCUGCAGCUUUAUGAUGAAGUGGAGAGAACAAUCAAGCCCCAGCUCAUCCGUGACCUUAAAGCCAGAACCGAAUUUCAUGAGAAUGCUGUUCAUGUCACCUUGGACCUCUGGGCUGGGGAUGAAUCCCAACUAGAAGAAGAGGCCAUCGUCAUCGUGCAGCUCCAUUUUGUUAGUGAAUCCUGGCAGAUCCGCCGUCCCAUUGUUGCUUUCAGACACCUAAGCCGCAAAAACCUCUGCACAGCUGUUGCCAGUGAGCUUGAGGGUGUGCUGCUGAGCUAUGGCAUAUUUCCUCACAGCAUCGGCUACAUCCUCACCAAUCAGGCCAAGGAAACUCUCACUGAAAACAAGUUGUUCUGUGACUAUAAGAUCAUGUGCUCGUCCAACAGGGGAGAACCAGAUGGAGAUGAUAUAGUAGCAUUUUUGUCUGACCAGAUGCCAGAAAUGGAGUCCCCCUUUUCAGAGCUGCAGUUUGGGACCAUGACCACAUGUAUAGCCAAAACAUUACAGCUAGUGAUCAAGGAGGCACUGAAGAAUUCCAGGGUAGUAGAGAACCUGCUCUCACAGGUCCACAAUGUCAUAGCUUUCUUUAGGAGCAACGCCUACUGGAGUGAGGUUUUGCUAUCGGAGUUCAACGUGUCUCUGUGCCCUUCCAGUCACUGUCGCUGGAACUCCAUGAUGCUGUCUUUACGACGUAUGGUGGAGGAGUCUGCCUGGAGUUCCAUCGUGACACUCCUUGCUCAGGCUCGCAUAGAGGCCAGUGACACAGCCAGCGCCCCACCACUGGUCAUUGUCAAGAGGGAACAAGUGAUUGACAUCCUCGGUCUCCUUGAGCCGUUUGAGGAGGCCUUGCAGGUUUUGCAAGGAAAUGGUGUGACUGUCUCGUUCAUCAUACCUUCUCUUGUUGGCCUUGACAAGACCCUGGAGGGCUGUGUCACUAAUUACACCCACUUCAACAAGGCUCUGCGCACUGGCCUCCAUACACACUUCCAGUCACUAAUUCAACAGAAGGACAUGAUACUAGCUGCUCUGCUGGAACCCAGGAUUAAAUUGCAGCCUUUUUCUGAUGCCAAACUGGAGGACAAUACUGGUUUCCUAACUCCUCCAUCAAAAUAUGAAGCUCGCACCAUCAUGGAAGCCACAUUAGAGAGCACUACUGCCUCGGUAUCUUUAUCUGUGGAAGCAGCCAAAACCCAGAUUGACCAGGAGUUACAAAAGGAGCUAAGUGCCAAAGAGGAGAACCAAGACAACACACUCAUGGAGGCAUCUGGUGCCAGUUCAGAUGAAAGUGACUGUGAUAGAAUCAGUGGAAAUGACCUCAAACGCAAGUCCAUCUUUAACUUCCUCCAGCCACCUGCAAAAACCAUGAAGAAGUCAGAGUUUGAUGUGUACAUGUCUGAACCACUGUUGGAGAGCAUGUCCAGUUUACUCUACUGGAAAUCUGCUACUCGGUUUCCCCUGCUACAGAGCAUCGCCAAAAGGCUGCUGGCAGCACCAGCUACUGCGGGAGGCUUCGAGAGACUCUGUCCAAUGGCUGCAUGUAUUGUAAGAGCCGAGAGAAACCGCCUACCACCUCACACCACUGAGAGGCUGCUUUUGUACAAAAACUCCUUGAAGACAAAGACCGUUAAAAAGCCCAAUGGAGUCACUAAACAUUGAUGGAUUAAGUCACAGUUUUGUCUCUCCCUUUAGUGACAGAUUUUGCUGCUGUUUUCACAGGCAGAAUAAUGUGAUAGUGAUUAAUGUGUAGGAUCUCAAAUUUUGAGUCCAACAGAAAAUCUUCAGUCAUCCUUAUUGUUUUGCAGUGAUGCAGAGGUGUGAUUGUGCACAUUUUAAGUUGUUAUUUUUUGUAUCGACUCAUUGCAAUUUAUGUCAAGUGUGCUGUGCGGAAAGUACAGAUGGACUAUGGUGAGUCACACAGUAAAGUAAAUUAGACUACUUUCUGUGUAAAAGGUUUUUGUAUUGGUCUGUUACAGUGUGUUCCUCUGUCAUUUUUAUCAGAGGUUUAUUAAUGAACGUGUUUCUCUCAUGAGCCCUCAUGCUGCUUUUCAUGUGUCGCUCUGAUGGUGAAGGUCAUUAAGGUUAAAAUUGGCUGACUGGUCUUUACCCAGAUUGAGUGAGGUAAUACAUGUUAUCUCACCACUUCUUUGUCCAUAUGGAAAUAACCAGAUAAUGUUCUUUUCAUGUAUGACUCAAUUUCUGAGUCUAUCAGUAGGCGUAGUGACUCUGUAAAGGGUGGAAAGAAAUGCAGUAUAUUUGGGUUGAAUUCAUCCUGUGCAUGUGAAGAUUCAAAUAUAAAUAUUACACUGAAAUGCCCAGUAUUGUUAAGGAGAUGACUGUCAAUGGUAUAAUUCAAACUUUUAUGUUUUUGUUUUAAAGUAGAUGUGUUAAAACAUAUCACGAACACAAACAAACUGGGCGUAUCAAAUUAAAAAAGUUGGUCUCAAGUUUAGAACAGAAAAAUUAUUUUGUCCAAAGUCCAUAACACUACUUGAAUUGAACAUACUGCCAUUUUAUAAUUAAGAAAAAUACUAAAUACAUUUAAAAAUCAAAUCAUGUACAAUUAAGAAAAAGUAACCAACAUGACAAAUUAAAUGAAUUAUGAAUAAAAUCAAAUACUUCUAGGGACUUUUGUCUCUCACUGAAUUUUCCCCCCUCCAAGGUACAACAGACGGUAUUUGAUAGGAGAAUUUACAUACAGGAAACGAUGUUUUAAUAACAAUCUCAAAAAAGAACAGAAAUAUAAAUAAAUGGAGAAGACAAGGUUUAAUGCUAGUUAAGAGUUCUUUAUUGAGAUGAUGUUUGAUCUUUUUAUUAAAGGCUGUAAAGCAUGGCUUCUUA
This is a messenger RNA of Solea senegalensis (Senegalese sole), 5717 nucleotides long. RefSeq names its product v-myb avian myeloblastosis viral oncogene homolog-like 2a (gene mybl2a). Lineage: Eukaryota; Metazoa; Chordata; Actinopteri; Pleuronectiformes; Soleidae. Gene Ontology annotation, molecular function: RNA polymerase II cis-regulatory region sequence-specific DNA binding; protein dimerization activity; DNA-binding transcription factor activity, RNA polymerase II-specific. Gene Ontology annotation, biological process: regulation of DNA-templated transcription. Gene Ontology annotation, cellular component: nucleus. The record is from RefSeq and is a predicted model, not a curated record. The transcript is spliced from 12 exons. Bases 1902 to 4535 code for a protein of 877 amino acids.